Amaranthus tricolor (Joseph's coat) is the source of this 1898-nucleotide messenger RNA. Its product is annotated as eukaryotic translation initiation factor 4B3. NCBI's taxonomy places the organism in Eukaryota, Viridiplantae, Streptophyta, Magnoliopsida, Caryophyllales, Amaranthaceae. The coding region runs from base 140 to 1345 and encodes 401 amino acids. Gene Ontology annotation, molecular function: translation initiation factor activity; mRNA binding. The record is from RefSeq and is a predicted model, not a curated record. The transcript is spliced from 2 exons.
CAUUUAGCUGUCAACUCACGCAACUCUCUUAAAUCUCCUUAACUUUCUUUCUUCUCGCAAUUCUCAUCUCCUCACCACACAAAACAUCCGUUAGAGAGAGAGAGAGAGAGAGGCAGAUUUCUCACAAGAAACUUCAACCAUGGCGGCAACUGUUUCAUCGGUCUGGGCCAAGCCUGGUGCUUGGGCUUUGGACUCUGAAGAACACGAAGAUGAGCUUAAACAACAGAUCAUGGCUCCACCCUCUAUACCCGAACCACCCGCCUCCGAUUUCCCUUCUUUAGCCGCUGCAGCCGCCGCUAAACCCAAGAAAAAGAACAAGAACAAGGGUCAAACCCUUUCAUUAGCCGAGUUUAGUACUUAUUCGGCUCCUAAGCCGUCAUCUUUUGAGUCAAAGAGGCUUACCCAAGAUGAGAUUCUUAUCCUUCCUACUGGUCCACGUGAAAAAACUGCUGAAGAGCUUGAAAGACCUCGUCUUGGUGGUGGAUUUAGAAACUACGGCGGCGGAGUUGGUGGGGAUAAUUCUAGGGUUAGGGUUUCCGAAAGGAAUUCUAAUAGGGAAAGAGAUUUGGGCCCUUCACGGGCUGAUGAGGUUGAUGAUUGGUCUAAGACAAAGAAAUUCAAUUCUUUUGGCGGUGGGUCGAUUGAUAGGCCUGAUAGAAGAGAAAAGGUUGGGUUUUUUAAUUCAAGUAGGGCUGAUGAGGUAGAUAAUUGGGGGGCUAAUAAAAGCUAUGUUACUCCACCGGAGGGUCCGAGAAGAGAGAGACGGAUGGGGUUUGAGUCAUACUCAAAUGGGUCGGGUGCAGAUUCGGGUAAUUGGUUGAAAAAGAAGGAGGAGAGAGGUAAUGUGGGUGGUGGUGUUGAGGCGGAUACUUGGGGAAGGAGAGAAAGUAAUGGGCUUGGUUCUGGUGCUGGAAGUGGAAGACCCAGAUUGAAUUUACAGCCAAGAACAUUGCCUGUUGUUAGUAAUAAUAAUAGCAAUGGAGGGCAGAGUGUUACUCCAACAGAGACGAAGGCCAAAGGGGCGAAUCCGUUUGGCGAGGCGAGACCAAGGGAGGAAGUAUUGGCGGAGAAAGGGAAAGAUUGGAAGGAAAUCGAUGAGAAAUUGGAGGCAGUGAAGAUGAAGGAGGUGAGUAAUGAUGAUAAGAGUGAAGUUUUUGGUAGAAAGAGGGGUUUUGGGAUGGGAAGGCCCGAGUCAAGUGACAAUGUUAGGAGUUGGAGGAAGCCUGACUCUGCUGCAGAUGCUGUUAGUUCGCCUUCUGGAUUGAGUGCGGAUGCAACCGAGAACAGUGGCAAUACCGCUGAAAAUACUGCUGAGAGCGCUGAGAAGGUUCCGGAAGAGAAUUGAAAGAUCAUCAUUAACGACAGAAUGGCAAAAUGAGGAGCGGAAUCGUGUCAUGUGGAGAUUCAAUUUUGAUAGCUGUCUUAGUUAGGUACAUUCUUUAGUGCCUAUAACUGAAAAGGCCUAUAGUGUUCGCACCUUUUUUUUAAAUACUUUUGUAGGUAGUAUGGUGAUGAACUGAACUUCGUAUCGUCAUGUAUGUUUCAAUUAAAAAUACAGUUUUGUUGCUUUUGAUUGAUCUGGUCCAGCAGGAUUUUUUGGUGUAAUAGUUCUACUAAUGAGUUAUUGAUUGAUGAAUGAUGGUGUAUUAGAGCCAAUAACAGACUUGUGUUGUGGAUGGGUGUUAUUUUGUGAAUGGGAAUGUUAUUUUGUUAUUCUGAUUGCAACAUGUUAUCUUGCUUCGAUGGGUGUACACAACAUUUCAUUGACCCGAUGCCAUUAAAUGGUGUGUGCCCACCUAAGGUGGAGUUUGGGAGUGUCGAAUGUACAUAAUCGAACCUUGUUAUACACUUUGUUCGUGAUAAUACAACGGUUGUUUCCGAUUGACCUUUGGUAGUAA